AUGGCUGCGGAUGAAUCGGCUUAUGGUGCCUCGAAAAUUAAAAGAACUGCGUCUAGUAGCAGUAGUAUCGAAACAACAGUAACAAAGUUGCUAAUGUCAACUAAGCAUCUUCUCCAAAUUCUGACUCAAUGGUCCAAAGGAUCAACUUCCGGUAAAUUGGUAUCUGACGCAUACGUUCAGCUCGGUAAUGACUUCAAAGUCGUGUCGAAGUUCUUCACGCACGCUAAAGUUGAUAUGUCGGAUGUGGGUGAUGUUCCAAUGGCUUUGAGACGUGUUUUGGAGGUAACCUUGAGGGAACCACCAUCUGACGAAACUUUGAACAAGCACCUACCAAAAAUCAGAGAAAUCAUAGUCACGCUUUUGGACAAACUGAAAGUUAAACAAGCUAUUUUAAAGAAUAUGCAACAGGAGCAUCGGAUAAGUAUAAAAUCGCAUCAUCAACAAAAUCCUUCAUUUACUAGCAAUCUUUCCUUAGGAAGCGAAGGUACCCGCGAAGGGACUCCACUAAGUAGUAGAAAAAGUAGUAUUAUACACGAUCAAAGAAGAAGCGCUUCAAAAGUAGAUACGAAUGAGGUAAAGGUAAAUCACUCUUCGAUAGAGGUGCCAUCAGUCUCACCACCCAAGGCAAAUUUGGUCCAUCCAGUAAUUAAGCCGUCUUCAAAAUCCAACGAAUCAAGCGUAUCAGACGACGAUGAUGCGCUUUCUCAAUUAAAGAAAGGCACUAAUCUGCAAAGAAGAGCAUCAAAGAGAUAUUCAGCAUAUCAUAUGGCUAAAUUGACUAACCAGUCCACUACAGAGGCUGCUGCUGCUGCCGGUCUUACAUCAGUGCCAUCCCCUUCAAUGUUGCAUCUCGAAGAAACUGUCAGAAAAUCGAAACUUUACGGAAAUACCAGUAAUGAUGAUAAUAUUAAUACCUCUGUGGAAAAUAAUAAUAAUGGGGCUGAUGAUACAUCCGUGGUUAAUCCUGAAACAUAUUUGAAGAGUCCAUCAAUGAAGAGCCCAUCAAUGAAGGCAGCAUUUUCUACUGAGAACGUUAACGCCUCUCCUCAAAGGCUAUCCAGUGUUGUUACAACUUCACCAGGAAAAAUUGUUAAUGGAGCCUGCCCAAUUUUCUUAAAAGUGGGGGACAAAAUAAAGAAGUGUCAUAUUCAACUUCCCACCACAAAAAAAGCACUAAGGCUGCUCUUUGUUGAGAGAUUUACUUAUUCCCCUGGCGCAAAUGCCUUCCCCGACAUAUACAUAAUGGACCCCCACUAUGGAAUAUUCUAUGAAUUGGAGGAGCAAAACCUUCAUGAGGUUAAAGCAGGGUUUGUUAUUGAGCUGAAGCUUGAAGAAGAUUCUACGAAUAACAUCAAGAAUCUUUUUGACACAAUUAAGGCAGAAAUAUCAAAAAGUCAAAAUGAUAUAAUAAGGCGCAUAAAAGAAAUAAAUGUUAGUUCAGGAACUGCUAAUGAGCACAAAACUACACCACAACCAGGUCUUGACGUUGAAAACUCAAAAAGUACUAUAGCAGACAAAAAGGAUGACAAAUCUGUCAAGGAUAUUCAGUAUGAGCUGGGGAAAAUAAAACAAGUGCACAAUAACAAUAGAUCACAUAUCGACGAAACGAUUAUCAAUAUCUUAAAGAAAGUCGACAAAUUCAAAUCUUUAUCAUUCUCCACCAAGAAUUCUUCAAACAGAAUAUACAUGGAAAAAUCGCAAACUGAACUUGGCGAUUUAUCAGAUACUCUUCUAAGUAGAGUAGAUGAUUUGCAAGAUGUGAUCGAAAUCAUGAGGAAAGAUGUUGCUGAGCGUAGGUCACAGCCUGCUAAAAAGAAACUAGAAACUGUGUGUAGAGAUCUAGAUAACGCUCAAACUGAUUUAGCAAGGCUACAAGAGUUUAUCGAUACUGAAAAACCACAUUGGAAGAAAACUUGGGAAGCUGAGCUAGACAAGGUUUGUGAAGAGCAGCAAUUUCUUACAUUGCAAGAGGAACUGAUUCUUGAUUUAAACGAGGAUUUAGGCAAAGCGUUGGAAACUUUUGAUCUUAUCAAGUUGUGUUGUGAGGAGCAAGAAAAGAACCCUUCAAGAUCAAAGAACAAUCCUAUCUUGCCGAUUAUGAGACCUGGUACCUUCAGCCAGGUUAGAGAGCAAGUCAUGGUGGCCGUUCAAUCUUUAAAUCCUGAUCAUGACGGUAGGGUUGAGGCUAUUGAUAAGGCUGAAAAGAUGUGGCAGAUGGAAAGAAAACUCAAGGCAAGUAACGAAUUUGAUGAAGAACUGGAAACCUUUGUAGGUAGUUCAAACCUAAAAAAGUCUGGAGGCUUUGAAGAAGUAGAAAGGAUAAGGAAACAAAAGGAUGAGGCAAAUUUAAGAGCAAAUUUUAAGCCCGGGUUUAGUUGA
This is a messenger RNA of Saccharomyces eubayanus, 2379 nucleotides long. RefSeq names its product formin-mediated actin nucleation enhancer (gene BUD6). The record is from RefSeq and is a predicted model, not a curated record. Gene Ontology annotation, molecular function: cytoskeletal regulatory protein binding. Lineage: Eukaryota; Fungi; Ascomycota; Saccharomycetes; Saccharomycetales; Saccharomycetaceae. The coding region runs from base 1 to 2379 and encodes 792 amino acids. Gene Ontology annotation, biological process: establishment of cell polarity. The transcript has a single exon. Gene Ontology annotation, cellular component: cell tip; cytoplasm.